Penicillium taxi is the source of this 189-nucleotide messenger RNA. RefSeq lists its product as uncharacterized. The record is from RefSeq and is a predicted model, not a curated record. The coding region runs from base 1 to 189 and encodes 62 amino acids. NCBI's taxonomy places the organism in Eukaryota, Fungi, Ascomycota, Eurotiomycetes, Eurotiales, Aspergillaceae. The transcript has a single exon.
AUGAAGGUGUACCCAAAGGGACUUGGCCGACCCACUUCUAUUCACAACACUGGGGUUUCACAUUUCGUAUCUCGCACCUUCAGUGCGCUGGAGGUUAUCGAUGAGAGCAUUACCACAAUUACUGGUGGCACCAAUGACAGGCAUAAUGAAUGGAAGUACCAUCAACUGGCCUCUUCGACAAUUGCAUGA